ACAGACCUGGGUCGCGGGGGCUUCUGGGGGUUCUUCCCUGGCUCGUGCGCGUGCGCGAGAGUGCGCAGUGGCAAUUUAGGAGACCGCAGUUUGUGUACUAGCCGGCAAGCUUGGGGAUUUUAGUUGCUGCGUAGUUACCAACGCCAGUCCUCUUCACCAGCCAGGGCGGCGAUUUCCGCGCCUCCUGUCGGAAUUGGCACCAGGGCGGGCGUGACUGAACGAAGCCCUGGAUAGGAGUCGUGCCUGCAGUCUCUCAGGUAGCUGAAUAUUGGUUUUGUGUCUGAAGUUCCUGGAACUUGUCUCAAGUUACACUGCAUAUGGUACGCGGGUGCUUAGCUCAAACCUGAGAAUUAUUGGAACUCUCUAGUAAGACACAUUUAGACUACAGUGGGAGUUCUAAUGAAGAUGCAGCUUCUGAACAAGUUGAUGGCUAUCUCCAAACCUCAAAACUUAGCUCUACAUGAACAAAGUGAGGUUCUGAGAGCAGAUGUGUCUUGGCAGCAGGAAACCAUCCCCAUGGUGGAGACACAUGACUCCGAGGCAUCUCGUCAAAAGUUCAGACAUUUCCAGUAUUUGGAAGUGUCUGGGCCCCAUGAAGCCCUGAGCCAACUCUGGGAUCUCUGCGUUCAGUGGCUAAGACCAGAGAUUCAUACAAAGAAGCAAAUCCUAGAACUGUUGGUGGUAGAACAAUUCCUGGCAAUCCUCCCUGAAGAAGUCAGGACUUGGGUGAAUUUACAACAUCCAAAGAAUAGCAAAGAUGUGGUGAGCCUCAUAGAAGAUGUGAUUGAAAUGCUUAAAGUUGAAGAUACACUCUGCAAAGAUUCUGUCCUCCAAAACGGGAGCAUCCAGGAGGAGAAAAUGGAAGCUGAGUCACUAACAGGCAGACUCCAGGAACCAGUGACAUUCAAGGAUGUGGUUGUGGAAUUCAGCGAGGAAGAGUGGGAGGAACUAGACCCUGAUGUAAAGAACCUGUACAGGGAUGUGAUGCUGGAAAACUACAGGAACCUGGAUUUGUUGCAUAAAGCACAUUUACUUGCCAAACCAGUUGAGAUCUCCGAGUUGGAGAGUAAAGAAAAAAGAUGGAUAAUGGAGGAAGAAAUUCCAGGGAGAAUUGUUUGGGACAUUAAGACUGUUUCAGAAAACCAGGAUUCAGUUCCAGAGCAGAGAGUUUCUAGAGAAGAAUCAUCCCAUGGAGAGAUUAUGACAAGGCUUACCAAAAGUGAACAUUCUUCAUUAGAUGUCUGGAAAAGUGAGGAUUGGUUAUAUGGGAACCAGAAAAACCAGGACAUAAAUUUGUCACCAGAAGCUUUCAUUCCUAUGACAAUCUGCACUGAGGAAGGAGACUUUGAAUGUAAUGAAAACAAGAAAAGCUUUGAUGUUAACUUGAUUAACUCAAUUUGUGAUAUACAGCAAGAAAUUCCUAUAUGGAAGGGGUCCCCAGAGUGUGAUCAGUUUAAAACUGACUUCAGAUUUAAUUCAGUAAGUGAGCCACAUUCAGAAUAUAAUGAAUAUGUUAAUGCCUUGAGCCUGAGUACAGAGAUUGUUCAGCCCCCAAAAUGCUAUACUACAGUGAAUUCCUAUGAAUGUUAUCAGUGUGGAAAAGCCUUCAACAGAAGCUCAUCCCUCAUCCGACAUCAGAUCAUUCACACAGGAGAGAAACCCUAUAAAUGCAGUGAAUGUGGGAGAUUCUUCAACCGACGUACAAACCUUUCUAAGCAUCAAAAACUUCAUGCUAAAGCAGAGGCAUAUAAAGGCAAUAAAUGUGAAACAGCCUUCAGUACGAGUGAAGAUAAUAAAAACCCAAAAUGCUAUUCUCAAGAUAAUCUCUAUGAAUGUAUCGACUGUGGAAAAUCCUUCAACCGGAGCUCCUCCCUUAUUCGACAUCAGUUGAUUCAUACAGGAGAGAAACCAUUCAAAUGUAAGGAAUGUGAGAAAACCUUCAACAGGAGUUCAAACCUUGUUAAACAUCAAAAACUUCAUACUCGAUAAGUCCUGAAAAAGGAAGAAAUGCAGUAUUACCUUCAGUCAUUCAACAUCCAUACACUUAUACUGCGAGGAAUCCCAUGAAUAUAAUAAAACAUUUGUCAAAGGUUAUUCUUCAAUAUGACAAAAUUAAUAUUGAUAGAAACCUGUUACUGGAUAGAAAUCUGAGGGAGAGUUCCUGGCUCCCAAAUGAAGCCACAAGGGUUUGGAGCUAAGCAUAGUAUCACCAUACAAGUUCUUUGUCAUUAUUUUGAUAUCAAGUACCCUAAUCAUUUCCUAGUUCAUAAAUGGGACCUAUAACAUUCAUCUGAUUUAUUGAUGAAGAAGAUAUUAGAGAGGAGAUAAGCAAUACUGUUGGAGUUUAUGUUUAAUAAAACUCAAACUCUCAGUCUUUAUAAGAAGGUCACAAGAAGUCAGGAGCUCAUGAGAAUAUAGGAGAACACUUAUAAGGACUGAAAUCUCUAAUGGCAAAGACCACAAUGACAGCCAUUUAAUCCACCCCAGACAAUAUCCUUGGCUGACCUCAUGCCAAGGUCUAGACUAGAAUUAGGAUAGUGUUGUCAACUGCAGUGGGAGAAGGAUGUGUUCUUUAUAUGUAUUCUUGACAUCUACAUUUUUCAAAGUGCAGCAGAUCCUCCAAUAAGUUUUUAUUCAACAUUGUUUUGUUCUAACAUUAAUGAGAAAAAAAAUUCUAAUCCUGGCCAGUGCCUUUGGAGUUUGCAUGUUCUCACCAUGUGUACUUGGUUUCUCUGGAUGCUCCAGUUUCCUCCCAUAUCCCAAAGAUGUGCACAUUAGGUUCAUUAUUGUUGUGUCUAAGUGAUCCCAGUCUGAGCAAGUGUGGGUAUACUCUGCAAUGGAAUAGUGUCUUGAGCUGCCAAGAUAGGCUUCAGACACCCAAAACUCUGGACCGUCACAGAGUAAAUCAUCUUGUUUCUGUUCAUCUUUCUUGAAUAGAUCACGUUUAUUUCAGUGUUUAAUAUUAGAAGUAUUUGGGGUCUUUAUAAGUUUGAUGUUUUUGUGAUCAGAAAUGAGGCAUAGGAAAUUAACCCUUGUUUAGAUUGGCCUAUGGUAAAAUUGAUUUCAUUAUAUAUCAGUUAUAAUCAGUCGCAGUUUCCAGGAACCUAUUGAUGACAUUAAGUGAGGACUUAAUGUGCUCUUUGGAAUCUUGGCUGAAGAGAUACACAUAGCCUUAGGUCCAUCAUUUAUCCCAGACAUAAUGAGGUCAAUAAAGUGUCCUAGUAUAUAA
Messenger RNA from Microcebus murinus (gray mouse lemur), 3229 nucleotides. RefSeq names its product zinc finger protein 215 (gene ZNF215). Gene Ontology annotation, molecular function: RNA polymerase II cis-regulatory region sequence-specific DNA binding; DNA-binding transcription factor activity, RNA polymerase II-specific. NCBI's taxonomy places the organism in Eukaryota, Metazoa, Chordata, Mammalia, Primates, Cheirogaleidae. Gene Ontology annotation, biological process: regulation of transcription by RNA polymerase II. The record is from RefSeq and is a predicted model, not a curated record.